Messenger RNA from Clarias gariepinus (North African catfish), 3545 nucleotides. It is a transcript of the gene abtb1, whose product is annotated as ankyrin repeat and BTB (POZ) domain containing 1. Gene Ontology annotation, cellular component: cytoplasm; ubiquitin ligase complex. The transcript has 12 exons. Gene Ontology annotation, molecular function: protein binding. The coding region runs from base 191 to 1621 and encodes 476 amino acids. Lineage: Eukaryota; Metazoa; Chordata; Actinopteri; Siluriformes; Clariidae. The record is from RefSeq and is a predicted model, not a curated record.
UGCUGAAAUUUCAGGAGCGAGACAGUGACGGUGCUGCCUCAGCCUCAGUCUUAUACUCUCUGCCUCUCCGCCUCUCGGGUCCGCGCCUCAGACUGAGGUGUAAAGGUAGUCGUGUGCAGUAAAAGCUGCAAGAACUGAGCCUGCGCCGCUCCGCUUCAAUGUAUCACAGAGAGCCGCUCUCACCGCGGGGAUGGACGCCAGCGACCUGUUCUCGUGCUGUAGGAAGGGCGACGUGGCCAGAGUCAGAUACCUGGUUGAACAGCGAGAUGUGGAACUGAACAUACGAGAUAACUGGGACAGUACACCUCUUUACUACGCAUGCCUCUGUGGACAUGAGGAGCUGGUGCAGUAUUUAUUGGCCAGUGGAGCGAAAUGUGAAGCGAACACGUUCGAUGGAGAGCGAUGUCUGUAUGGCGCUCUGAGCGACUCCAUACGCCGCCUGCUCAAGGAGUACAAGCGCAUCACGGCUAAAACCAUGCAGCGGGAUUACUAUGAGCAGUUCCUGCAGACGCUCCUGGAGCAGGGCUCAUACAGCGACGUGACGUUCAUGGUGCACGGCGAGAUGUUCCGCACGCACCGCUGCAUCCUGAGCGCCCGCUCCGAAUACUUCGCCCACAUGCUGGAGACCAAGUGGAAGGGCAAGACCAUGAUCGCUCUCAAACAUCCACUGGUGAACCCGGCUGCGUUCGCCGCCAUCCUGCAGUACUUCUAUAUAGGUCACCUGGACAUCGACGUGAGUUACGUGGAGGACUGCAAGCGUCUGGCCAAGCAGUGUAAAAUCAGCGAGCUCAUCGACGAGCUGGAGGUCAAGUGCAAGCAGGUGCAAGAGUUUGUGUCCAAUAAGCCGGGGACGUGCGUGAAGGUGCUGACUCUGGAUCCUCACGACUGGCAGCUGCAGGACGGCAUGGCGCUGUUAGCAGACAGUGCUCUUCCCGCUGACCUCAGGGUGGGAUACGGACAGCUUCCUUUUGAUUUGACUGACAGUUUUCCGAGCUACCCAGACGUCUGCUUCCGGGUGGACGGGUACGACUUCCUGUGCCAUAAGGCGUUUUUCUGUGGCCGUAGCGAUUACUUUAAAGCGUUGGUGGAAGAUCAUUUCAGUGAAGGAGAAACGCUGCAGUCUCUCCCUGAAGUUCCCGUCAUCACGCUGCAUGAUGUAUCUCACGAGCUUUUCACCAAAAUCCUCUACUACAUCUACAGCGAUAACACUCAGCUGUCCCACGAUAGCGUGUACGAGGUGCUGUGUGUAGCAGACAUGUACCUGCUGCCGGGUCUGAAGCGCCUGUGCGGUCGCACCCUGGCCGCGCUGCUGAGCGAGGAAAACGUCCUGCACAUGUGGAAGACGGCCAAACUGUUCAGCCUGUCUCGGCUGGAGGACCAGUGCACGGAGUACAUGGCCAAGAUCAUCGAGAGGCUGGUGGAAAGGGCGGAGUUUGCCGAGCUGAUCCGAGAGGACGCCGCGAGCGUGGCGGCGCGCCAGGAGACGGACUCCAUCCCGCUGGUGGACGACAUCCGCUACCACAUCAGCAGCAACGUGCAGACGUACAGCGCCAUCGAGGAGGCCAACCAGAAAGUGCACGCCCUCGAGCUCCUGCUCAGCUACAUCGGCCUGGACUGCUGAACACACACACACACGCGCGCUUGUAGGGACAUGCUUAAGAUAACACGACGUGACUGUAACGAGGUUUACGGCUUUAUUUAUGCUUUCCGUGCAUCUGAUAUAAGUAGCAUUCAGUUUUAAAAUAACAGUCUGAUAUUUAUCUUGAACUCGCACUGAUAUACAGCAACACCGAGUGAUGUUUAGGGGAAAAAAAGCUUUAAGUAAGUUUACUUAUUGUUUUAACUUUAGAUUCGAUUUAGUUCUUAUUAACCUGAAGACGAUCUUUCGUGUGUGUGUGUGUGUGUGUGUGUGUGUGUGUGUAUUCGUUUAGCAUGGUUACAUAUCAACAGAGUUACAGUUACAGUGAUGUAUAGGCUGCACAGUAAUGCAGAAAAUAUUAUUUCUUUACAAUUAUUUAGGCAAGUUAUGAAAAAAAAUAGUAAAUGGUUUAGUGCGUUGUUUUGAAUAAACAGAAGAUUUAAUUAUCUGUCACAUUAUACUUCUUAAGCCUAUGCAAUUACGAGCGAAUGAAUCAUUUCUGAGCGAUGGUUUAUCUUCUAAUAUAAUUGAGAAAAGAAAAGAAAAAAAUAAGCCACAGGAAUCCUGUGAACCAAAACGUAUACAUAAUACGAGCGGAUUAUCUUUAGCUGAGAUGACUAACGAUGGGGUUAAUUAUGUUGAAUUAAUUAAGGAGCCUGCUGGUAUUCUGCACAGCUGUAAUGGAAACACCGUUUUUAAUAACUGUAAUAGCUUCCUUUCCUUACUGAAGUCAUUCUUUACCUAAAAGUUGCCCUACAGGCUUGGCAGGGAGCUAUUGAGUACAAAUUACGAUCCAGAUUACGCAAAAAUUGUACAGAUUAUGUUUCUUAAAAAGACAAUUCGGUGAUUGUGUUAAGCUUAAAAUGCGCCAUGAAAGCAUGUAAACAUGCAUAUGUGAGAGCUCGUUUUAUAAUGCACCAGUCAAUAUUUGAGCUAACUAGCAAUUUUAGCUAAGCUCGUUAAUAGUAAUAAUAAUAACAACAAUAAUAAUAAUAAUAACAAUAUUAUUAUAUGUUUUUCAAGUUUGAACGCACUUAUUAUAAUAAUACUUAACAAUAGUGCUUUCGUUCUCAUGCGGCCUUUUAAAUAAGACUUUAUGUAGAGGAUUAGAAAUGUGUUAUUAGACAGAUAAAAAAAAAAAAAACAGUGCAAAAUAUAAAAUUCUGCUUGUUUGACAUUUGUUUGUUUAUUUCUCUCUAUAAUCCCCUGCUACACUAAUGCACUUAUCCCAGCAUUUCACUAGUGCUUGGACACCAUCAAGGUAACGCUGGCCUCCCAGGAACUCCUUUAAUGGCUCAAACAUGUGCCCGUACUGUGCUUGAGGUCUUGUGUAAACGUCAAUCGCUUUCAUGGCUCAAUUCACCAGAAAUCUCAUCACAAAUCCCUGUUUGACUUGAACACCCUGCUCGUAUUCAUAUCUUGGUGUAGAUGUACGAGUCUAAACGCAGUCCUCACUUGGCCUGUUCCGGUCACAGACUGGGGUCAGAGCGGGCCAGGAAAAAGUUAUUUUAAAUCAAUUCUUAGGUUCUGACACUUUUUUUCAAGUCUUCGUUUAAUGUAUUUGUUGCAUGCCACUAAAAAUUUGCACCUGGCUUAUUAGUUGAAUUCGUGAUUCUUAAUUCUGAUUGGUCAGCAAAUCUGAUGUUAGCGCAAAUCACAGUGUGUGUUCAUUUUAAUACGUUGUAAUUUCUGCAGUAAAAUCACAAAUAGACUCGUUGUGUUGAAAUGUUUUGUUAGGACAUUUCAUUUAGUUUAUUUAGGAUUUAUGUAAGGAGUCUCCAGUGUCAGAGUUUUCAGUCGCAGCAAAGACUUCACGAUAGAACGCUUUGUGGCUAUUUUCUUAAAAUUAUGUAUUACCUUUAAUAAUUACUAAUUGAUUUAAAGGAAAAAUCUAUAAAAAAAAGAA